GGGUUCAAGGACGCUUCAUUCGUCCCGCAACCCGGGACCAAUGAAGCGUGCACAAUCUCCGUUCCUCUCUGCCUCGCUCCUCGUGAUCCUCGUGACUGCGACAGCGCGGCAACGACGAUCCCGAAGAGCGAAGGCAAAGAGUAUUCCCCUUCCUUGCAGGCUUCUCCGGAUCGUAACAUUUCCGAAAUGAUCCCGAGAAGUGGAAAUAGCAUAGACGCGGUUCGAUCGGCAUCUUUACCCCAUUUAACGACGACAGCAACCACGACGACGACGACGACGAUGAUAAUGAAGACACCGCGAUCCAAGGUAUAUCGUAAAACGUCCCUCAGGAGCCCGUCUCUCAACUGCGACAUUGGCGGUGGCAGCAUUCUCGAGAAGAAAGGCAUCGUUCGAUACGUAAGUGCCGCCGCUCAGGAAAAGAAACAGAAGAGAAGAAGUCUCGCAGAGAAAGAGACGGACGUGAGGAGCGAGAACAAGUGGAAUCUUGAGAACAUCCAUAUUACGUGCAAUCCGCUGUCGACUCCGUAUCCGUACUCUACGCCAACAACCACGACGACGACUACCACCACUACUACUACUAUUUCUAGCAAGACGACGAUGGAGAAUGAUGAGGAGCCGAAGAGCCGCAGCUGCGGCAGCUUUCUACCGAUACUCGCCCUGAUCCCGCAUUCGGUCAUCAGUUUCCAGUAUCUCAGCCCGAAAAUGAAGUUUUCGUGGUGGCGGAAUAAGAUCUCGUGAAGGCACGCGUAGACGCUCACCGUCGUCGCCGCCGACGUUGCGCGUCGCGACACCACUUCGACCUGUUUUAUGAAGAGACACGUUUCUCUUACCUCGUAGCGAGCUCUCUUUCUCUCUGUUUCUUUGCUUAUAUCUCUCUAUCUCUAUUUCUAUAUCACUUCGGGCCAGUCUUCAUCAAUUAGAGAAAUCCCGAGGAAGGAAUCAUCUCGCAAAUCCAUCUAUAUUGACAUUCGCGUGCAUGCGUAUUAGUUGUAACUUUCCGAGGGUCCUACUGUGAAAAAACAAAAAAAUAUAUGCCACGGUAAUCUUAACGCAUUUUUGAAACGCGUGGCGUCUUUAAAUAGUCUCCUGACAGGUUUUUGUUGACAAACUAUCACGAGAUUCGGUUCCGUGAUUGUAAAGUAUUUGAGACGUCAAAGUGUAUAAUGUAUAUUAAGAUCUAAAGGCUUCGAGAAAUUUAAAACCUGAGAUUUAAUUUUCUACAAGAGCGCUAUACAACUUUUGUAACAAUAAUCUUUCAAAUCUUUAAAUCUUGUGAAAGAAAAAAGUACGCUGACUAUAUGUUUAUUACAUUUUUGUAUAGAUAUUUUUGUUGACGUGUCGUAUUGGAUCCUCUAGUCGAUCGAAGUUCCUCCCUUAUACGACGCGCUUUUAAGCUACAAUCUUGUACACUUUUGAGAAUUCGCUUCUGGAAACGAAAUUUUAUUUUAUGUUGAUUUAUAUUGAAUAUAUAGAUUUAAAUAUAAGAUUUAAGUUAUCGUAUCAGCGCUCGCGUUUCUUUUCUUCUCUCUAUCAGAGAUAUAAAAAUAUUCCAAGAUUCUAGAAUAUCUAUAAGUGGCGCAAAAAAAUUAAGAAUUUAAAGAUCGUAGAACCUAAGAAUCCACAGUUCCUAGAAUCUAACACCUAACGAUCCAAAGACCCUAGAAUCUAAGAUCCUAGAACGUAAGGAUUCAGAGAUCUUAAAACUUAAGAAGACACUUCAACACAUCGUAGAGUGUAAGGAUCCAAACUAUUUUGCAGAAUGCGAGAUUCAAAGUAAAAUCGAGCAUUCGAAGAUUCUAGAAUGUAAGGAUUCGAAAAAAAGGAGAUAUAAAAUCUAAGCAUUUAACGAUCGAAUAUAAUAUAAAUCUGAUUUUUCUUCGGCAAAAAUAUAAGACGAACGUUGUUAUUAAUCUUUUAAUUUUCGAGACAUGUACUCGAAAGUAUAAAAGAUAGAGAGAUUUUAAAAUAUGAGAUUAAAAAAUGAGAUUUUUUAAGUAUACAGUGGAGAGACAAGGAAAUUUUUUAGUAUCUUGAUCAAUCCUCGAAUUCAAUUUUCUGUUAAAGCAAAGGAAUUUAUCGAGAUACUUGAGAGAUCAGAUUUUGUCGUUUACUUUGUGUAAGAUCGUUACAUGCGAUUAUUAAUAUCGCAUUGUAGAGAACGCAAGGAGAGAGCAAUGAUCGGUCUCAUCGAUCUUCCUUGGAUCAUGUUUAGAAACAGUAUUACAUCGAUAAACCUAUCGAUGUAAUGCAUACCAUGACUGUAUCAAUAUAGCAAUUGUACGUCGCAGAAUAUAAAAUCGAUUUAACAAUUAUUAGUUGUUGACGGAUGUCGUGAUAUGGAAAAUAGCAUCAGGUUUUCUUUUUUUUUUUUAGCAUUUUUUGUUCCUACUUUAUAAUAUAUGUUCCGUUAAUUAUUAUAGUGAUUAUCCUUAUUUAUGAAUUAUGAGAAGAGAUUGCGAGUCGCGCACACGCACGUACUUGUUUACUCGCUCGAGAGUAAUUUUAAUGAUAGCUCUCGCGAUUGAGUUACUUCGAUUGUUAUAAUUUAUAUUGGGAUUAGCAAUCUGAUGUUUGUUUCACGCUGCUGUUUUUUGUUCGUUAAAUCGGUGAUCUUGUUUUCUUUUUUUUCAUACGAAAUCGUACACAGGAAUAUAUUGCACUUGCUACAAUGGAAUUGUCAAAGUUGUCAUUUAAUUCGGUCUCUUGUGUAUGUUUUUUUCCGAUUUUAAUAAAUCAUUUUCAUAAACGCA
Molecule: messenger RNA, 2750 nt
Organism: Formica exsecta
Lineage: Eukaryota; Metazoa; Arthropoda; Insecta; Hymenoptera; Formicidae
Exons: 1
Source: RefSeq, a predicted model, not a curated record